AUGAAGACUAUUCAGGAAGCGUACCGGUGCCUGCAGUCAGAACUCCAAUUGGGGCCUCAAGAUUGGCCUUGCGCAAUCGGAAUGAUCAUGACAGCUCUUAAUGAAACGCCGUUGAAAAGACUUCGCAUAAGGGCCGACGGUGUAUAUCGCUCGCCGCUUCAAGUCAUGACCGGCAUCAAGCCGACACGCGUAGUGAUUCACACAACAUAUCUUGCAUAA
This is a messenger RNA of Chondrus crispus (carragheen), 219 nucleotides long. RefSeq lists its product as hypothetical. The record is from RefSeq and is a predicted model, not a curated record. NCBI's taxonomy places the organism in Eukaryota, Rhodophyta, Florideophyceae, Gigartinales, Gigartinaceae. The transcript has a single exon. Bases 1 to 219 code for a protein of 72 amino acids.